CUUCCUCCGGUUUCCAGGGUCAUGUGAAAGGGGCGUAUGGUGUUAAUCUUGCUUUCUCUGGUCCGGACCCUCCCCGGUUUAGCUCACUCAUCGGCGGUGUGUAUGGGGAGAGCGAUCGCUCUCUGUGGUCGCUCGGGGAGGAUAGUGUCAUUCCUUUCCGCGGUACCUUGUUUGUCCGGCUGCACACCUCAACCCGCGGCGGAGCGGAGGAUGAGCGACCAGGGGAAGAGCUCGGUUUCCACUCCUGCGAGUGCCCCAGCCCCGGGAUCGGAUACUUACAAAGGCUGGCUUUUUAAAUGGACUAACUAUUUGAAAGGGUAUCAACGCCGAUGGUUCGUCCUCAGCAAUGGCCUUCUGUCGUAUUACAGGACUCAGGCAGAGAUGGCCCAUACGUGUCGCGGCACCAUCAACCUGGCCACGGCCCACAUCGACACGGAGGACGCCUGUAACAUCGUCCUGAGCAGCGGUGGGCGGACCUACCACCUGAAGGCCAGCACGGAGGUGGAGCGCCAGAGAUGGGUCACAGCGCUGGAGCUGGCCAAGGCCAAAGCCAUCCGCAUGAUGAAUGACCAGUCUGAGUUCCUCUAUCCCACUGGGACUGGACCUGACAGGGAAAAAGGCAAGAGCAGGAUUUCAGGCACAUUCAGACCUGUGAAUGACUCAGGGGACGAGGAGCCCACGACCCAGUCGGACCGCAGUGAGGGGAUCCAGGGCACUCUGAAGACCCUGAUCAGCAAGCUUGAUGACCUCAGCACGUGUAACGACCUAAUCGCCAAGCAUGGGGCGGCCCUGCAGCGCUCUCUGAGUGAACUUGAGGCGCUGAGAGUCCCCGUGGAGGGAGGAGAGAAGAUCAAGGGCGUCAAUGAACGAGCCACCCUCUUCCGCAUCACCUCGAAUGCUAUGAUCAAUGCGUGCCGCGACUUCCUGGACCUAGCGGAGACCCACAGCAGGAGAUGGCAGCGGGCGCUGCAGUAUGAGAGAGAGCAGCGUAUCCACCUGGAGGAGACCAUAGAGCAGCUAGCCAAGCAACACAACAGUCUGGAGAGAGCCUGGAGAGAGGCCCCCACACUCUCCGUCAACACACCCAGCUCCCCCACCACCAAGAAGGGAGGGAGUGAGAGGCCUCAGAAAGGGGAGGCGAGUGAUGAAGAUGAGGAUACGGAAUACUUUGACGCCAUGGAGGACUCCCCUGCCUUUAUCACAGUAACCGCCACUGAGAACACCCAGCACAGGUGUUCUCAGAGUAACCUGUGUGGAGUGAGUGGAGGCCAUACCAAUGAUUGGAACCAGGACAAUGUGUCUCCUAGCUGUAAGGAUUCCGGGAAGGAGCUGCAGCCCCUCAGAAAGAGGCGGAGCCGCAUCCCAGACAAGCCCAACUACUCCCUCAACCUGUGGAGCAUCAUGAAGAACUGCAUCGGCAAAGAGCUCUCCAAGAUCCCCAUGCCUGUGAACUUCAACGAGCCUCUGUCCAUGCUGCAGCGGCUGACAGAGGACCUGGAGUACCAUGAGCUGCUGGACAAGGCGGCGUGCUGCGAGAACUCCCUGGAGCAGCUGUGUCUGGUGGCAGCCUUCUCUGUGUCCUCCUACUCCACCACCGUGCACCGCACGGCCAAGCCCUUCAACCCCCUGCUGGGGGAGACCUACGAGCUGGACCGGCUGGACGACUUGGGCUACCGCUCGCUGUGUGAGCAGGUGAGCCAUCACCCCCCAGCAGCAGCUCACCAUGUGAUUUCUCAGCGAGGCUGGACCCUCUGGCAGCAAAUCACCAUAUCCAGCAAGUUCCGUGGCAAAUACCUCUCCAUAAUGCCUCUGGGUGCCAUUCACCUGCAGUUCCACUCCAGUGAGAACCACUAUGUGUGGAGGAAGGUAAUCUCCACCGUGCACAACAUCAUCGUGGGCAAGCUGUGGAUUGACCAGUCAGGGGACAUUGAGAUAGUCAACCACAGGACCAAGGAGACGUGCCAGCUCAAGUUCUCCCCCUACAGCUAUUUCUCCAGGGAUGUCCCACGCAAGGUGACAGGGGUGGUGUCAGACAGUGGAGGGCAGGCCCACUACAUCCUGUCUGGCACGUGGGACGAUAAGAUCGAGAGCUCCAAGAUCGUCCAGAGCAGCAAAGGGGGCAGCGGCUCCGAGGGCAAGCAGAAGACUGUCUACCAGACCCUGUCCCCCAAACUACUGUGGAAGAAAUACCCUCUCCCGGAUAACGCUGAGAACAUGUACUUCUUCUCCUCGCUGGCGCUGACGUUGAAUGAGCCGGAGGAUGGGGUGGGGCUGACGGACAGCCGGCUGAGACCGGACCAGAGGCUGAUGGAGGCAGGGAGAUGGGACGAGGCCAACUCUGAGAAACAGAGAUUAGAGGAGAAACAGAGAGCUGUGAGGAGGAGGAGAGAGGCAGAGGCCACAGACGCACUGGACAACGGUCGAGAGUAUGAUGGGUUCCAGCCACAGUGGUUCCACAAGAGGAAGAACGACAUCACUGGGGAGACAACCUUUGUGUACAAGGGUGGAUACUGGGAGGCUAAGGACAGUCAGGACUGGAGUACGUGCUCUGAAAUCUUCUAAGCCUAGACCAGACCCAUCCUAUUCCCAUCACUGGACUCACCCAGGCCCAGGAGACUGCUCCACCACUGGCCCUGGAGGAAGAGGUGUCUGGGUCUGGAUGUGGACCUCUGUGUGCAUGAGAAUGUGAAUGUCUCACACACUCACAACACAGUGUACCUCCCCUUGUACACACAGAGGUCAUAUUUUUUACAGAGUCAUGGGAGAAAAGGGGCCUUUUCUAGAUCCUUCCUGACCUAACACUGAGCUGUGUGGGGGUGUGUGAGAGAGAUGGGAGAUUGAAUACCAUAGAAAAGGGGCCCCAUA
This is a messenger RNA of Salmo salar (Atlantic salmon), 2865 nucleotides long. Its product is annotated as oxysterol-binding protein 2. Gene Ontology annotation, molecular function: cholesterol binding. The record is from RefSeq and is a predicted model, not a curated record. NCBI's taxonomy places the organism in Eukaryota, Metazoa, Chordata, Actinopteri, Salmoniformes, Salmonidae. Gene Ontology annotation, cellular component: cytosol; plasma membrane; perinuclear endoplasmic reticulum.